Messenger RNA from Salvia miltiorrhiza (redroot sage), 2769 nucleotides. RefSeq lists its product as uncharacterized. Lineage: Eukaryota; Viridiplantae; Streptophyta; Magnoliopsida; Lamiales; Lamiaceae. The coding region runs from base 231 to 1376 and encodes 381 amino acids. Gene Ontology annotation, cellular component: cytoplasm. The record is from RefSeq and is a predicted model, not a curated record. The transcript has 12 exons.
GGCCGGUGAAAUAAGGCCCAACCCUUUUCUCUUCUCCCUAUUCUUCAGUCGCUCCCCCGUUCUCUCUCUCUGUGACUGUCGCUCAUCUCCUUCGGCGGCAGCAACCAUCGCAGGUAGUCACGGACGUCGCCGUACAGCCCUCAAGUCGCUGGUCUCCUUUUCCUUUAUUUGGCCUGACAUCAGUUGAAGCUGUUCCUUCAGGUGCAAAAGACCUCACCGGCGUAACGGAAAUGGAACCCUACGACGACGAAGAACCGCCGCUCGCUAUCGCACUCGACGACGUCGUUGACGAGAAGACUCCGCCGCCUCCGCCUGUUGAGCAGCGUGAUAAUCUACCACCAGAUCUUCCAGAAGCUCAGCCGGUCGGCGUCACCGUCAUCACAGGAUAUCUCGGCGCAGGGAAAUCGACAUUGGUGAGUACCAUAUUGAGUGGACAACAUGGGAAGAAAAUAGCUGUAAUAUUGAAUGAGUUUGGGGAGGAGAUAGGAGUGGAGAGAGCGAUGAUUAAUGAAGGAGAAGGUGGAGCACUAGUGGAGGAGUGGGUUGAACUUGCUAAUGGAUGCAUAUGUUGUACCGUUAAGCACAGCUUGGUUCAGGCACUGGAGCAACUCAUCGAGAGGAAAGAAAGACUUGACCAUAUACUACUUGAGACUACAGGGCUGGCAAACCCUGCACCUCUGGCAUCUGUGCUCUGGUUGGAUGAUCAGUUGGAGUCAGAUGUCAGGCUAGAUUCUAUUAUCACCGUUGUAGAUGCUAAAAACCUUCGCUAUCAGCUCAAAUCAAAUCACGACUCAUCAUCAUUUCCCGAAGCUUACAAUCAGAUAGCAUUUGCGGAUGUUGUGAUUCUUAAUAAGGUUGAUCUAGUGUCUGCUGAUGAUUCUGGAGUGGCCCUCGAAGAUCUGGAAAAGGACAUUCAAAAUAUCAAUUCCCUUGCUACUGUUAUUCGUUCUGUUCGCUGCCAAGUUGACUUGUCCAUGAUACUGAACCGAAGAGCAUAUGAUGCUACACAUUCCACUCAUUUGGAAGCACUAUUGAGAGAGAAUCAAAAUCUAUCUACCAGUGAUAUUCACGAUAGUGGUGUGAGAACCUUGUGCAUUUCUGAGCCUAAGGAAGUACAUCUAGAGAAGGUCAGAGUGUGGAUUGAGGAGAUCCUUUGGGACAAAAAAUACGGAAUGGACGUAUACCGGUGCAAAGGGGUUCUGAAUAUUGCAAACUUGGAUCAUCUGUAUACCCUACAGGCUGUGAGGGAAGUAUAUGAGAUUGUUCCAACUCGCAAAUGGAGAUAUGGCGAGGACAGAGUGAACAAAAUUGUUUUUAUAGGUCGAUCUUUAAAUGAAGAAAUUCUAGUCAAUACCAUCAAAGGCUGCAUUCUGUAAUCUGCAGUGCCCAUCUUUCUGAGUUCUGAAUUAUGAUUUUGGCCUGUCUCCCUUGUAAUAAAGAUUUUAACAGUAGAGAAGCUGACUGCUGAAACUGGUGAGGCCGCAAUACAGAAACUUCAAGACGAGAUAAAAGACUGCAAGGUUGUACUCAAGUGUGGAGUGUGUUUUGAUCGGCCUAAGGAGUAAAGGCUUUGCUCUGCGCUGCGCUCCAUCUCAUCCAGCUUAGCCAGCUGGAGGAAAAUCAAAUGGCCCGCAUGCGACGUAAUGCUAGAAAGAGGCUGGGUCGUAGAGCAACACCGAAUCAGGUCAUGCACGAGAACUUUACUUACGGCAUAUGCUGGAGGGACACCGUUGGACAAUUUUUGGCUCAAUAUCUCUUUAAUUACGGCAUAUGUUGGAGGGACACAGUUGGACAGUUUUUGGCUCAAUAUUUUGAGCUGUUGGUAAUUGCCAAUAUGUACGGCAUCUCAGACUAUGAUGGAGUGGUUAGACUGUUGUAUCUGCUGCCGCCAGAUUGGCAAGGUUGGGCAAGUUCGAUCGUAUCUCAGUACUUAUUCAGGGUUGGCAGGAGAUAUGAUAUCCACGGAGAUCUCCCAGGGUUUGUAGCUGCACUUAGUUAUCAGUAUUAUCUCAGCAGAGCAGCGCCCUACGGGCCUUACAUAGUUCCCAGAAAGUAUGUAAGGUCCGUAGGGCGCUGCUAAAGUAGUAUGUAAGCUCCGUGGGGCGCUGCUCUGUUGAGAUAAUACUGAUAACUAAGUGCAGCUACAAACCUUGGGAGAUCUCCGUGGAUAUCAUAUCUCCUGCCAACCCUGUACGAUCGAACUUGCCCAACCUUGCCAAUCUGGCGACAGCAGAUACAACAGUCUAACCACUCCAUCAUAGUCUGAGAUGCCGUACAUAUUGACAGCUACCCACAUCUCAACUCCUCUACAAACAUAUCAAAUCACACAGGAAAUAUGACAAUUUCCCAUUUUUGUUUGAUGAAGUCAUUACAGUUCAGAAUGCUGUUUAUCACAAGCCUACAUUGAAUGCCUCAUCUUAUUGAGCAAUGCCUAAAGAGGUUUAGUUGAUCAUGGCAGGUUGUGAUUGUGAAAUGCUUCCAUCUAUUCUGCAACCAAUGCAUCCAGAGAAACCUAGAAAUCCGGCACUGCAAGUGUCCAGGUUGUGAAACGGCAUUCGGCCAGAGCGACGUUCGAUUUGUAAAGAUUUAAAAAGUUGCUUCAGAAUCCCUAUCAAAAAAAAAAAAAAAAAUUGCUUCAGAAUCUCUAGUUCUAGUCUUGGUUAAGCCAUAGCCAAAUUAUUCAUCCUGUAACAAUUUUAAAUUAACAAAAGGCACUAUUUAGUGUUUAAAGAUGGAGAUGAUAUAUUGUAUUUCUACCGUUUCAUUGGA